This is a messenger RNA of Zeugodacus cucurbitae (melon fly), 828 nucleotides long. RefSeq lists its product as uncharacterized. Gene Ontology annotation, cellular component: extracellular matrix. Bases 226 to 534 code for a protein of 102 amino acids. The record is from RefSeq and is a predicted model, not a curated record. The transcript has 3 exons. Lineage: Eukaryota; Metazoa; Arthropoda; Insecta; Diptera; Tephritidae.
AUUAAAAGCGUCUCCGAGCACGAAUACGGUUAAGCCAAUACAAAAAUAGUGAACGAACGUAUAGAGGGCAUUCGUGAACUACACACACACACUCGCUUGCAUAGACGAAGUUAGUGAACGCGUGAAGUGUGGAAGGAUUCAACUAUUUGCUGGAAUCAAGAAAAUAAAAUCAAAAAUAAAUUUCACUGCCGCUUAAAGGAUAGCAACUAGUAGACGUGUGAAAAAAUGGAGAUCUUGUCCGUUAGAGUGUCGUAUGUCGCGUUGAUUGUGCUCGUUGUUGGUGUGCUAUUGGUGCAAGCACGUCCGCAGGCGCCCGAACAACCUGAGCCGUAUGAAUACCAAUAUGAGGUUAAGGAUCCCGAAAAAGAGCUAUUCUUCAACAAAAACGAAGCAGGCGACGCUGCCGGAAAGGUGUCUGGACAAUACUCUGUGUGGCUGCCAGAUGGACGCCUUAUGACCGUUGCCUACACCGUAGAGGGCGAGAAUGGUUUUGUGCCUAAAGUGACGUUCGAUACAACAAACCCAUUGGGUUAGAAAGCUAAUGCGGCUAAAAAACCAGCGAUAAACACACGCAUAACACCGGAAAAGCGCAUGUCAAGCAGUACAAUCCAACGGAAAAUGUUAAAACAAGGAAUGGUGAUGGAAUAUAUACAACAACAACAACAAUGAAAUCAAUUAGAAUUUUUUGCGGAGCAGGAGAACGUGAAAAAUAAAUAAAUAAAUAUUUAGUUAAUUAUUAGCUAAGUGGUAAUAUGUAUAUGCAGCAAAUAUAGCAAAAUAUUGCAUAUCUAAGAAAGCAACAACACACACGCAAUACAUAUGUACAUA